Messenger RNA from Abrus precatorius (Indian licorice), 2502 nucleotides. Its product is annotated as GDP-L-galactose phosphorylase 1. Gene Ontology annotation, biological process: glucose metabolic process. The record is from RefSeq and is a predicted model, not a curated record. Gene Ontology annotation, cellular component: cytoplasm. NCBI's taxonomy places the organism in Eukaryota, Viridiplantae, Streptophyta, Magnoliopsida, Fabales, Fabaceae. Bases 735 to 2024 code for a protein of 429 amino acids. Gene Ontology annotation, molecular function: GDP-D-glucose phosphorylase activity. The transcript has 7 exons.
AAUAAAAAAAAGAAAGCAGCUUCCAUCCCCACCCCAUAUCUCUUUCAACCGAUUGUCUUCUCUCUAUUCUCUUACUCUGUGUUUCUCUUUCAGUUUAAGUUAACUAAUCCAACCCAACCCAACCCACACACUCUUUCUUUCUUUCCUUAAUUCUUCACCGUACACAUUCUAAGCCACAUUUGAACCACGUCUUACUCUUCUCUUCUCUUAUCUAUAUAACAACAACAGACCCACCUUCUCCUCUCGCACUCCAUCAACAAACAACCACCAAAGUUCUCAACUUUCUAUCACUCUGCAUGUUGGGUUGAAUCUAUCAGAGAAGAAGAAGGUAGCAUCUAAUUGGGUUCAAUCCCGGGUUUGAAGCGUUGCAGACAUCACGGCUAUUCUCAGAGUUUCUCGACCUCUCAUUCAUGUCCGAACUGUACGACGUAAGGGUUGUGUAACUGAAAGCAACCCUUCGCCGCACGGUGGGCGUGGUGCUCUGCCUUCUGAAGGUGGUAGCCCCUCUGAUCUUCUCUUCCUCGCUGGUGGCGGUUCCUCAUAGCUUCACACUUCACCCUUACCCUUCUUCUUUUUCUUCUUCUCUUCUUCUUCUUCUUCUUCUUCUUCUUCUUCUUCUGCUGCUGCUGCUUCUACUACUCCUCCUCCUUGUUACUUCAUAAGCAUAAAGUUACUUUAACUUCAAAGUUAACAUAUUGUAAAGUUCAAGGUGUUCCUUCCUUAGUUUCCCCGAAAUGAUGCUGAGAAUCAAGAGGGUUCCGACCGUGGUGUCUAAUUAUCAGAAAGAGGACUCUGCUCGCCCUCUUGGGGGUUGUGGUAGAAAUUGCCUCAAAGCUUGUUGCAUUCAAGAUGCAAAGAUUCCUUUGUAUGCCUUUAAAAAGGUUACUGGGAAGAACUUGUCCCUCAAUGAAUGCGUGGACCCUCCUCUGGCUUUUCUGGACUCCCUUGUUCUUGGGGAGUGGGAAGAUCGCAUGCAGAGAGGACUUUUUCGCUAUGAUGUUACAGCCUGUGAAACCAAGGUGAUUCCUGGUGAGUAUGGUUUCAUUGCCCAGCUUAAUGAGGGUCGUCACCUCAAGAAGAGACCAACUGAGUUCCGAGUUGAUAAGGUCCUUCAGCCCUUUGAUGAAAAGAAAUUCAACUUUACCAAAGUUGGACAAGAAGAGGUCCUCUUUCAAUUCGAAGCUAGCGAUGAUGGAGAAGUCCAGUUCUUUCCAAAUGCUCCAGUGGAUCUUGACAAUUCUCCCAGUUUUGUUGCCAUCAAUGUCAGUCCUAUUGAGUAUGGGCAUGUUCUACUGAUACCGCACAUAUUUGAGUGUUUGCCCCAAAGGAUUGACCGUGAGAGCUUCUUGCUUGCACUUCACAUGGCAGUAGAAGCUGACAAUCCAUAUUUUCGAUUGGGUUACAACAGCUUGGGUGCUUUUGCAACUAUUAACCAUCUUCACUUCCAGGCUUAUUAUUUGGCCGUGCCCUUUCCCAUUGAGAAGGCUCCUACUAAGAAAAUUGCAAAUUUCAAUGGUGUGAAGAUAUCUGAACUGUUGAAGUAUCCAGUUAGAGGUCUUGUCUUUGAGGGCGGUGAUACACUGGAAGAUUUAUCAAAUGUUGUUUCUGAUGCUUGUAUCUGUCUCCAAAACAAUAACAUUCCUUUCAAUGUUCUUAUUGCUGACUGUGGAAAGCAAGUCUUUCUGUUACCACAGUGUUAUGCAGAGAAACAAGCUCUUGGAGAAGUGGAUGCUGAGCUUCUUGACACCCAAGUGAAUCCUGCAGUGUGGGAAAUUAGUGGGCACAUGGUUUUAAAGAGGAAGAAAGAUUAUGAUGAGGCAUCUGAAGCAAAUGCUUGGAGGCUUCUUGCUGAGGUAUCCCUCUCUGAAGAGAGGUUUCAAGAAGUCAAUGCUCUUAUUUUUGAAGCCAUGGGCUGUGAUGAAUUUGAUGUCAAUGUUCAACGCCUCCCAAAAGUUGAUGCUGUUAGCUCAAGCUCACACCCUACUGUGGUGGCUGGUUCACAAGAAUGUGUGGUUCUUCAGUAACAAGGCUCUUACGAACAAAAUCAGUGAAUCUACACUAUUUUAAAUAUGUCACUGUUUUAAGUUGUAGUAAUCUGUUGUGCUUGUGUCUCAAGGUCUUUUAUAUGGCUUUAUGACUCAUUGUUAUGCUUAGAGGCUUUGUGGUUUAAAUGGAAGUACGAUGUAAUAACUGCUCCCAUGAGCUUGAUGUAUAAUUUGUGUCAGUGAUGUGGUGUAUGGUGCUUGACUUGACUUGCAGUCGUGGCUUUCACGCCGCGAGAAAUAAUAAAUUCAUGUGUGUUUUAUUUUGUCCUUCGCUAGAUCCGAUUGCAACAUUCAGUUCUUAAGGAUGAAGUUUGUGCUUGCUGUAUUUCUGGCUUCACUUUGUAAUGAAUGAUGUGUUUUUAUAUUGAUUAAAUGUCUUGGUUUAUGAGUUUGAUGCGAAUGCUUAUUUUGUUAUUCAUAUUUUUCCAAUGCCUCUUGGCUGUGCUAUAUUUAUAAG